GCUAAAGCGAUAUGUACUUAAUCCAGGUUAUUGUCCCACAAUUGGUCCAACUUUUGUCAGAAAUUAAACAACCGGCUUUGUGUGUAUCUUUGUUGGUGUAUAUAUCUACACCAAUAUUUCUACAUAUAUGUAGUUUGAUUUAUGCUAAAUGUUUGGUCACUAUAUAGGACAUCCAAAUAAUACAUAAAGUGCACAUGUUUGACCUUGGGGUGAUCGAUGAAUGUAUUUAAAUGCCAUGGAUGGUAACUACUAAAAUUGGACCAACAGGUUUUUCUAUCUUCUUCCUUUUCACUGAGAGAACCGGUCAAUAUUUUUAUUAAAAAAAUGCAAAUAAACUUGUCUAAAAUUCCCUUUAACAUUUUUGUCAUGAUAAAUUUUGUUUGGGUUAAGCAAGAUUGACCAUUGUAUUUAUACUUAGGCUUUCUGUGAAAUUAUAUAAACACUCAGAUGCAGUUUUAUCAAGAUCAUCACGUAAACCGUUAAUUUGAGUCUGAACAAAUUUGUUUGCUACUUUUAUUCAUGUAGUUUGGAAAAGGAUUUUUAUUUACUGUACUAUAAUACGCUAUCAAUCCUCGUAAAAGCUUGCUGUUAACUUUGACUAUGGACAACGUCUGCCAUCUUUAGAAGGCAGUUCAAGUGCUCCAAUCAGUAAAGGAACACCUAAUAUGGCUCCACAUUCAGUUUUCGCAUGGCAGCCCUUUGGAAACACAUCAGUUCACAACCAACCACAAGCUUCUUCCUUUCACGGACAACCCGCACAUUUAAUUCCAUUGAUCCCAGGUUCAACUGCUACUUAUAGCGGUAUGGUUAGCUCUUCUCCUGCUAGUUCAAUGCCUACAACUACUGAUUUAAUGGAUUGUCAUCAGAAAACUAAUUCACACUAUGCAUAUUCUACCAAUUAUUCCAGCUCCUCUGCAUCAAAUAAAUCUCGUUCUAUCGUAUUAAGUCCUGCCACUCAAUCUGGAUGCUGUCCUUCCGAUGUACAGAAUAUACGUUUAGGAAUGCUUUUACCCAAUUCUCAUUCCCCAACUACUGCUCCAGUACCAAUCUAUGCACCUUCACUUUCAUCCACUACCACUUCUAGUUCAGCACCCCAUCAAGCCUUUUGUUCUCCAAAUAGCUCUUCAAGUUCGAAUCUAUUUAGUACACCUCCAGUAUUGUCUAAUCACCCAGUUCAAGAUCCUGCUAAAGCUGUCAGUCAAAAACAACGUUCAAAAAAGGAGAGUCAUAACAGAAUUGAACGGAAGCGAAGAGAUUAUAUUAACUCACAAAUCGUCUAUCUCAGUAGCUUACUCCCACCGGAACUGUAUCGGGAUGUAGAUGGUCGACGAAAUAAAGGUAGUGUGCUCCGACUUUCAGUUAGUUACAUUAUGGAGUUACGUGAAGCUGUUUCAAGAAUGGAAAGUCUUAAACAAGAAAAUACGAUAGCACGCCAACUAAUCCCCCUCCUUUUACAACGUAUUGAGAGCCUUGAGAAAAUGACCUCGGAACCUAGUGGUGAUCUAAAAUCUAGUGAACAGUUACAUCACUCCUCAUCUGCCAAUUCAUUGAGAAAUUUACAGUCACUUGAAGCUGUUUAUCAAUCAUGGCUUUUAUUAAAUGAAGCAAAUCAACGUGGUUCUAAUAGUAGUGGAAAUACACCGAAUUUGUCCACAUCUGUUUCACGACACUCAAUGCAUCCUGCACAUACAAAUGCAAGUGAUAGUCGAUAUUUACAUGAGUUAAUGAUGCAAAAUGAAACUCCAGCUGAUCUUGAUUUCAGCGGUUCCAAAUUACACCCAGUCCAAUCAAGACACAAUGUCAAUAUAAAAAGAGAACAUGGUGAAGAAGAAGAAAGAACAGAUGAUUGUGGUUCAUUAUGUAACAAAUCAGAUACUCGACGUCCAGGAUGCUCGUCUCGAUCAAGCUUUACUGAUCAUCCAACAUCAGAGAAGAUUGAGGAAGAAGUAGCGUCACAAGAUGGAAGCUUUGAUAGUAGACCUAAUUCUGCAUAUGAGUGCUAUCCACAUAAUCUACCAAGAACUCCACAGUCAAGUGUUUUCCUGCAGAACCACUGAUCAUCAUCCUACUUCUGUUUUGUUUAUUUCUGUUCAACUUAUUUUUAUUUGGUAGAGGAAAAUGUCACUGUUCUGAAUGAAUCUCUAGCUCGUUACUACCAUUAUUAUUAUCGUUGCAAGUUAGCGAUGAUACUAUUCAAUAUUGAGGAUUUUCCUCAUCUCCUUACACCUCCUCUGUCUCUGCGUGUGUGUGUGUAUAUCCAUCAAUUGUUGCCUUAUUUCACCUCUUAAAUUAUUUUCAUUUCACAUUUGGAGUUAUUUUUUGUUUUGUUACAUUAUUUUUGAUGAUUAUUGCCGUUCCCCUCUUUUUUAUUAAAAAAAAAUCAAAUCAGAGUAAAUAAAUAAUGUUCAAAACAAUUAACUGGAAUAUUCUACAUAGAUACUUAUUGAAUGUAAAUCUAGAUUAACAAAGAUUAUAGUGUACACAGAUUAUUUACACUUCAGAUGUUAGAUUAUUCCGUUUUGUUUUUCGUUUUCUUUUCUUAUUUAUUACUACCUGUUACAUUACAUACGAUACUUUAUCUUUUGUUUCCUUUAAAUGAUUAGUUUGUCUGUGCUCUUGUUCUAUUCACACUAGUGCGUACUAUUUGAUGAUAAAGAAAAAAGGCAUAAUAUUCAUAUUGUAUUAUCAUGAAUAAAAUAUUUUUUAUUUUUAGUUAAAUUUUCUUGCUUUGCCUAGCCUCUCCUCAACCUCCCAUUAUAUUAUUAUUUAUCUAUGAAUUGAUGUAAUUCAUUUAUUUAUAAAAUAAAAUUUCAAUAAAAUAGUGCUUUUGACAAUAUUAUUAUCAAUGUUAUUCAGAGAGUUUGCUUUUGGUUUGUUUUCCCCUUGAUAUAUUUUGUUUUUGGUGUGAUUAUUAUUAUUAUUAUUAUUAUUAUUAUUAUUAUUAUUAUUAU
Messenger RNA from Schistosoma bovis, 2951 nucleotides. The record is from the annotation of a GenBank genome assembly. Lineage: Eukaryota; Metazoa; Platyhelminthes; Trematoda; Strigeidida; Schistosomatidae.